AUGGCCAUCGAGGAACUAGCCAUACCUUCCACAUCGACACGGAAAGACACCCAGGUCUUGCCCUCGAAAGGCACUUCGUUCCUGAUUCCCGACAACGAGAAGUCAUUCCACAAACAAUAUGCAAACAUCUACUAUCUUCGACUGCACUCUCUACGAGACGCUGUUAUUGAGAACGCUCAACGGAAGUGGAAAGAUCUUGAUGGCAGCCCCGUGCACAUCCCUCGCGUUCUUGAAGUCUCUAAAGCGAAACUCUGCUAUGUUGUCGGAACUGUUUACAUGGAAAUGCCUCUCAAGCCGAGCGUGAUGGAGGAUAUUGCCCGUGAUCACUCUAUUGCACCUCCGCCACCGCCACCGAAGAUAUGCUCCAAAGAAGACCAUGUUAUGCUCGAGGACGAAUCAGGACGCAUCCGCCUGGUUGGCGCUCGCGUAACGGCUGCACCCCUUGUAACAGGUGUCAUUAUUGGCGCGCUUGGCGUCGAGACGCCCAAUGGCGACUUUGAAGUCGUCGAUAUAUGCUACGCGGAGAUGCCACCUCCAACAUACCCGAAGGAGGACGACAGUGCGGCGAUGGAAGUCGAAGAGGAAGACUCUUAUGUUGCCUUCGUUUCAGGACUGAAUGUUGGCGCCCCUUCCGCGGCGGACGCCCAGCUGCAAAUGCUGGUCGAGUAUCUGACUGGCGAAGGUGGUGGUUUGGACGAUACCAUAUCCGCGUCUCAGAUUUCCCGUCUCGUGAUCGCUGGCGACUCCUUGUCGACCGUCCUCGUCACGGAAGAGGUCACCGACGAGAGGAAAGCACGACGCUUCGGGUACGAUGCGACGACUUUCUCGCCACAUCCAACCCUCAGUCUCUCGGCUACGCUUCUCGAUAUCGGGCGGUCAAUGCCUAUUCACCUACUACCCGGCGCAAACGAUCCUUCCGGCGCAAUCAUGCCUCAACAACCUUUGCCACGACGAAUGUUCGGCAUGGUAUCCAAACUCUCUACUUUCAAGUGCGAGACAAACCCAACCUUCAUCGACCUUGCCGCCGGUCCUCGAAAGCGGCAGCUUCUCGUGCAUUCCGGACAGCCGCUGGACGACAUGUUCAAAUACCUCCCGUCACCGCCGGCGCGGCGGCUAGGCAUCGCUGAAGCGACUCUACGCUGGCGACACAUGGCCCCGACUGCCCCAGAUACCUUAUGGUGCCAUCCAUUCUUCCACGCAGAGCCGUUUGUGUUGCAAAAUACGCCUGACCUGUAUAUCAUCGGCAACCAGAAGAAAUUCGCGACUCGGCUAGCAGGGCCCUCCGAUGGACAAUGCCGCAUCGUAUUAGUACCGCAGUUCUCUAGCACGGGGAUGGUGGUACUGGUCAAUAUGCGGACAUUGAAGGUGAAGACGGUCACUCUUAAGACGCAUCAAAUGACGGGGGGCGUCGAAGAGGAACCGGAAAUGAAAACGAAUGGGAGCGAGCCUACACUGAGCGUAGAAGAGCCGGACAUGACCAUGUCGGAACCCGACCUUAGCCAGAUGGAGGAGUAG
This is a messenger RNA of Schizophyllum commune H4-8, 1515 nucleotides long. RefSeq lists its product as uncharacterized. Bases 1 to 1515 code for a protein of 504 amino acids. Gene Ontology annotation, cellular component: delta DNA polymerase complex. The transcript has 7 exons. Gene Ontology annotation, molecular function: DNA binding. NCBI's taxonomy places the organism in Eukaryota, Fungi, Basidiomycota, Agaricomycetes, Agaricales, Schizophyllaceae. Gene Ontology annotation, biological process: DNA replication; DNA strand elongation involved in DNA replication. The record is from RefSeq and is a predicted model, not a curated record.